AUGAGCUCGGCAGAACCUCAGAGGACAGAAACAGAGGCGGCUGGGGCGGAGGGAGGGGCUACAGGUUCCAGUAGCACGAACACAACAGAUGAGACGAAUAACCAUGAAAUGUACGAGUGCAAUAUAUGUUUAGAUACUGCCAGAGAUGCAGUUGUCAGCCUUUGCGGGCAUUUGUUCUGUAAGCUUAGUAUUAUGGGUAGAAAUGGUAAUGGUAGUAGUGCGAGUAAUUCUGCCGUGUAUUUUUACAGAGAGAAACUUCCGCCUAGACCUGCAGGACAAAGACCAGAACCAGAAACACAUGGACCAUUCCAAGGAUUUGGAUUUGGAGAUGGUGGUUUUCAGAUGUCUUUUGGUAUUGGUGCUUUUCCAUUUGGAAUUUUCGCAUCCACAUUUAAUCUCAAUGACGGAAGACCCAGGCCAGCUAAUGCUGGGACCCAGGAACACGAGGAAGAACAGUUUUUAUCUAGAGUAUUUCUUUGGGUUGCCUUGCUUUUUAUGUUCUGGCUAUUAGUUGCUUAAGAAGGAAUCACAUCUAUAAUGCUAGCUUUUAUUUGCAAGAGCACAACCAGAACUGUGUGUUGUACUCUGUGUGUGUGUUUGUCUGUGUGUAUGUAUGUGUAAAAAUUUUGUUUGACCGAUAUCUCCAUAAGACCAAAAAAAAAUAAUUUGUUUUGUUGCCCUCAGCAACCGCGACUGAAAAAUAUGAAAUAUCGGGUCGCGUUUUUUUUUUUUUUUAAUAGGCCC
This is a messenger RNA of Saccoglossus kowalevskii, 744 nucleotides long. RefSeq names its product E3 ubiquitin-protein ligase RNF185-like. Gene Ontology annotation, molecular function: ubiquitin protein ligase activity; metal ion binding. Gene Ontology annotation, cellular component: endoplasmic reticulum. The record is from RefSeq and is a predicted model, not a curated record. Gene Ontology annotation, biological process: ubiquitin-dependent protein catabolic process. Lineage: Eukaryota; Metazoa; Hemichordata; Enteropneusta; Harrimaniidae.